Protopolystoma xenopodis is the source of this 369-nucleotide messenger RNA. The record is from the annotation of a GenBank genome assembly. NCBI's taxonomy places the organism in Eukaryota, Metazoa, Platyhelminthes, Monogenea, Polystomatidea, Polystomatidae.
CUGCGCUGUCUCUCUGCUGUAGUGGAGGCCGAUCCCGGAGUGCUAGCACGAGCAGACAUAGAGCGCGCUGUGCACUCACGUCUACUAGACACAUCAACUUCUGUGCGUGAGGCAGCUGUCGACCUGGUUGGGCGAUUUCUUGGCUGUCGUCCUGAGCUUACAGCUCAGUACUAUCCGAUGCUUGCUGAAAGGAUCCGUGAUAAGGGAGUUUCGGUGCGCAAGCGAGUAAUUCGCAUCCUUCGUGAUAUUUGUAUUGAGCAACCAGACUUUCAGAGGAUCGCUGAGAUUUGCGUUCAGAUGAUUCGUCGUGUGAACGACGAAGAGGGAAUAAAGAAUUUCCCAAUUGUGCUGAUAUUUGAUAUAUAUUAA